Messenger RNA from Rattus norvegicus (Norway rat), 815 nucleotides. The record is from RefSeq and is a predicted model, not a curated record. Lineage: Eukaryota; Metazoa; Chordata; Mammalia; Rodentia; Muridae.
CUGUUUAUUAGUUUCUUUAUCACAAAGUUCUACUCUCUCCUUUGUGGUUAAAGAGUGCCUUGGAGGAAGAGUCUUUGAAGCUAUGGGUGUUAGUGGCACGAGCCUUUAAUCCCCAGCACUUGGGCAGCAGAAGCAGGCAGAUCUCUGUGAAUUUGAGGCCAGCCUGGUCUACAGAGAGAGAGAGAGUUCUAGGACAGCUAUGGCUACAGAGAAGAAACCCUGUCUUGAAAAAACAUAAAUAAAUGAAUGAAUAAAUGAAUAGAUAGGCUUUUUCCGCUGGGGCAGCCAUCUUCCAGUAACUCGCCAAAAUGACGAACACUAAAGGAAAGAGGAGAGGUACUCGGUAUAUGUUCUCUAGACCUUUUAGGAAACAUGGAGUCGUUCCUUUGGCCACAUACAUGCGAAUCUAUAAGAAGGGUGAUAUUGUAGACAUCAAGGGAAUGGGCACUGUUCAAAAAGGAAUGCCCCAUAAGUGUUACCACGGCAAAACCGGAAGAGUCUACAAUGUCACCCAGCAUGCCGUGGGCAUCAUUGUAAACAAGCAAGUUAAAGGCAAGAUUCUGGCCAAGAGGAUCAAUGUGCGGACUGAGCACAUCAAGCACUGGAAGAGCAGAGACAGCUUCCUGAAGCGGGUGAAGGAGAAUGAUCAGAAGAAAGAGGAAGCCAAAGAGAAGGGCACCUGGGUUCAGCUGAAGCGCCAGCCUGCGCCACGCAGAGAAGCCCACUUUGUGAGGACUAAAGGAAAGGAGCCUGAGCUGCUGGAGCCCAUUCCAUUCAAAUUCAUAGCCUAAUGUACACAAAGGAAAUAAAGAACC